AUGACUACUAUAAAACUCUCCGGAGUUACCAACAACCUUUUAUGGGCCCAAGCUGUGCAGGCCUACAUUCAUGCCAAAGGCAAAAUAAAAUAUAUUACGGAUGAUCCUCCUACUGUUGAUCCAAAGGAUCCUACCUCCAUCAUAGCUCAUGAUGAAUGGAUGCGUGAGAAUUCUAUUAUUAAAAUAUGGCUAUGGAAAAGUGUUGCACCUACUAUUGCAUCUAAUGUGAUGUUUCACACUCUUGCCAAGGAUGUGUGGAAUGAUUUGUGUGAAAGCUUCUCUCAAGAAAAAAACAUCUCUCCCAUGUAUGGUCUCUAUGAGAAGCUUUUCACUUUUCAACAGGGAGAUAAAUCUUUGAAUGAAUACUUUGCCACUUAUAAAGGCAUGGUUGAAGAACUUAAGCUACAUCAGCCACUUACUACUAAUUUGGAUCGGUUAAAACAACGGGCUGAAUUUCAUGUUGCAAAGUUUCUGGCUAGAUUACACCCAGAUUAUCAAUCUGUGAAAAGUCAAAUACUCACAGGCGAGAAAGUUCCUUCUCUUAAUGAAGUGUUCUUCUGUAUCAAUCGUCUAGCUAAUCCCUCCAAAUCUGAUUCUACUACUAAAGAUAGUUCUGCCUUUACUGUCAGUCGUGGUCAGGGACGUGGCCGUGACCAAUCUAAGGGCCGAGGCCGUGGCACUGGUGGAAGUGGUACUAGUUAUCAAUCCUUUGACAAAUCUACUCACCAAUGCUCUUACUGUGGGAAACAAAAUCAUACUGUAGGUACCUGCUGGGCUAAACAUGGCAAACCUGAAUGGGCAAAUGAAUUAGCAAAUACAGCCAUAACUGACAACUCUCCCACUGAGAAACCUACCAGUGAUACAAAUCAAAGUACUAUAUCAGAUACUUCAUCCAUUGUGUCCCGUGAUGAUUACAAUCAGCCGGUCAAACGCCUUCAACAACUUGAAGCUGUAUCUGUCUCCACUUCUACCGCCACCGUCGCAUAUAAAGGUAACUCGAUAAUUUAUCCAUCUUCUACCCUUUGGCUUAUUGAUUCCGGUGCUUCUUGUCAUAUGACUGGUAAGUUAAAUUUGUGUUCUUCCAUAAAUCAAGUUCGAACUUCCUCUAAUGUUAUCCUUGCUGAUGGGUCCUCUAGUAAAGUAGCUGGUGUCACGGAACUGUUUCCCCAACAUCUUCCUUAA
Molecule: messenger RNA, 1182 nt
Organism: Telopea speciosissima
Lineage: Eukaryota; Viridiplantae; Streptophyta; Magnoliopsida; Proteales; Proteaceae
Exons: 1
Coding region: 1-1182 (393 amino acids)
Source: RefSeq, a predicted model, not a curated record